This is a messenger RNA of Heteronotia binoei (common prickly gecko), 3760 nucleotides long. RefSeq names its product protein-L-isoaspartate (D-aspartate) O-methyltransferase domain containing 1 (gene PCMTD1). Gene Ontology annotation, cellular component: cytoplasm. NCBI's taxonomy places the organism in Eukaryota, Metazoa, Chordata, Lepidosauria, Squamata, Gekkonidae. Gene Ontology annotation, molecular function: protein-L-isoaspartate (D-aspartate) O-methyltransferase activity. The transcript is spliced from 6 exons. The record is from RefSeq and is a predicted model, not a curated record. Bases 117 to 1214 code for a protein of 365 amino acids. Gene Ontology annotation, biological process: protein modification process.
UUACUUGCAGAGAACUGUUGAGCCACACUGGAUUGCAUCCACUUCUGCAUGGAAACAUCAAACAAGCACCUGCCAAUGUAUUUCCAAAGUUAAUUGAAUUGUUAGAGAAAAUCAUCAUGGGAGGAGCUGUGAGCGCAGGAGAAGACAAUGAUGAUUUAAUUGAUAACUUAAAAGAAGCACAAUAUAUUCGCACUGAGAGAGUGGAGCAAGCCUUCAGAGCUAUUGAUCGUGGUGAUUACUAUCUGGAAGGAUAUAGGGACAAUGCUUAUAAAGAUUUGGCUUGGAAGCAUGGAAAUAUACAUUUAUCAGCACCUUGCAUUUAUUCUGAAGUAAUGGAAGCCCUGAAACUUCAGUCAGGAUUGUCUUUUCUUAAUCUGGGUAGUGGAACUGGCUAUUUAAGCACUAUGGUGGGAUUAAUAUUAGGCCCUUUUGGAAUAAAUCAUGGAAUAGAACUUCAUCCAGAUGUGGUAGAAUAUGCAAAAGAAAAACUGGAGAGCUUCAUAAAAUAUAGUGAUAGUUUUGAUAAAUUUGAAUUUUGUGAACCUGCCUUUGUAGUUGGCAACUGUUUACAGAUAACAUCUGACAGUCAUCAAUAUGAUCGGAUUUAUUGUGGAGCUGGUGUCCAGAAAGACCAUGAGAACUACAUGAAAAUCUUAUUGAAAGUUGGAGGAAUUCUAGUUAUGCCCAUAGAAGAUCAGAUCUCAAAGGGCUUUUCUACGCUAACACAAAUUCUAAGAACUGGACAAAAUACUUGGGAAAGUAAAAAUAUCCUUGCUGUUUCAUUUGCUCCACUUGUGCAACCAAGCAAGAGUGAUAGCAGCAAAAAUGAUACCGUGGGACUGCCCCCCUGCGCUGUUAGGAAUCUACAGGACUUGGCUCGGAUCUAUAUUAGACGCACUCUUAGAAACUAUAUAAAUGAGGAAAUGCAAGCCAAAGGCGUUGUUCAGAAGCCACCACCAAAACGUAAACGCAGAAGGUGCCGUAGACGCAGGAUUAACACCUAUGUGUUUGUAGGUAAUCAGCUCAUUCCUCAACCUCUUGAUAGUGAAGAAGAUGAAAAGAUGGAAGAAGACAACAAAGAAGAAGAAGAGAAAGAUCAUAGUGAAGUCUUGAAACCUGAAGAACCCCCUCGAAAUCUCUUGCGGGAAAGAAUAAUGAGUUUGCCACUCCCCGAAUCACUAAAAGCUUACUUGACGUACUAUAGAGAAAAAUAGCUUGUUUUAAGUAGAAGUGAUAAUGCUGACUUGAUAGUUCCAUUAUUCUUGAAAUGUAGCAUUUACUAAGAAAUAGGUGGACAAAUACAAGUAGUCUUUCUUCAGGACUAAAGUGCAGUGAUGGAAUGAAACGUAAUCUGUCUUAACUUUGCUACAAGGACUUGCAUUCAGCAGUAGACUCAUGUUUCAGAUCCAUUUUUCGUUACCUUUUGAAAAAGAUGCUCUUUUAACUCUUAUAGAAAUAUAUUCCAAAGCAGUAUGCAGCACUAAUUAAGAAUUUGCAUGAGAAAUCUUUUCUGCCCAGGCAAAUUUGUAUUGAUGGACUUUAGUGAAAUUUUGUAUCUGUGAACAAUUGAACAAACAUGUUGAGACAUGAAUCAGAUCUGUCUGCAUUAAUUCUCUUAAGAAAGUUUUUGAACAUGCAGACAUUUCUAAUCUCACAUUGAACUAGAACCCUUUAUUAUUUUACCAUGGCUAUGUUACAAUCAUUGUUACUGUCUUGAUGUAAAAGUAUUCCAAGGAAUACAUGAGUGCAAUAACUUGGUGUGCAGACACUGAAUGAGCUGGCUUUAAUUAAAUAUCAGCAUUCAAAUUCAGAAAUGUCAGAUAGCCCUGCUAUACUUUCUUUUAUAUCUCUUGCCAAAAGAUCUCAAAAAAGUGGAUACUUCUCAGAGCCUUAACACAAAAGAUGUUGAUUACAGUUUUUUAAAAGUACUUCAACCCUGUUUUUUUGCACCAGUCUGUAAUGUUCAUAAAAAUUACUCAGCUUUUCACCAUUUAUGAAAAGUAUUUAGUUCCUCUAUAAAGUUCAUGGUACAGAAAGCAUAUUUCAUAUAUAAAAGAUUGUAAUUUAGGUUUAAACUACAAUAUUUAGUACUUAAAUAGAGUAGAAUAUGUAAAAAAAAAAUUAGCCGGUACUGCUUGUUUGAGUAGUUGUAAUGGUAGCAUUUUUAAAGGAUUUGUUCAGCAGGUGCACUUUAAGUGGAUUCUGUUCCUUAUUUAUCUCAGAUAAAGCAAGGUUCCUAUACUUGCUAUCAAUAUACUUCCUUUUUGAAAUCAGUAGAGUUGCAAGCUUGGGGACUGACACUGCUUGACUACUUUGUUCCAGCUGCCAAUUUUUGUUUCUAUUUAAUUAUAUUGUUUGCAGGGGUUAUUUUUCUUUUUCUGCAUGAUGGAGAGUCUAAUUUUCACUAGCUUUAUAAUUUUAAUAUUUUGUGCAAAAUAUCAGUGGGAUAGUAUUGAGUUCAAGAUAUGCUGCACAAACUGCUGCUGUAAAGUACUUGUGAUCUGUUGGGGCCCAAUCAAAAUCAUUCCUUUAUGGAGAAAAUUCCCACAAAAUUUACUUCUGUGGUUAUAUCACUAUAGAAUGGAAAAUCUUUAAAGCAAAAUAAGAUCAGUUUUUGUAUGUUCUCACUACCUGUUAUUUGUAGUUGGAAGUCAGUGCAGCUCCAUUUGUUGGUCAAAUUUGGUGGUGUCCACUUUAAAAUAAUGGGUUGGAUCUAAUAUUUCUGUGAACUGAGUGAGUUUCCGGAUUCAGUUUUUACUGGCAUCUUCUUGUCUCGGCAACCUUACUUAUGUCAUAUAGUGUCACUGCUAGGAACUGGAGGGCUGCCCUGAGUGGGAUAGUAUGCAGUAUGGUGGACUGUAUAAAAAAUGGGGUCGAUGGGAAUCUCCUUCCCUCUCCUUGCAUAUGGGCAGAACUCAGAUCUGUGACAUUUCCUAAACUUGUGAGAAUGGGAGGAAGACCAAGGAGGUUUAUUUCUUGCUCUAGUUUCCAUGCUCCAGCUUUUCAGAGGGCUUCUGGAAGGUCAGGAACCUGAUAAAAAUCAUUUCCAUAAAUGUACUUCACUUGUAGAAACAGUGGAGUAGCUGAAAACAUCUUUCUGUGAAACAUUUAGAUUUCCUGCUUUAUUUGCUAUUUUAAGUUUUUCCUGGCUGACUAUGAAAAUCCAGCUUCAUUAAAAGAAAGCUUUUUUGUUAACCAGCAUGUUGAGUUGAUAUCUGAAAAUUACUUUAUACAAAUGAACAUAAUUGUUUCUGCAAAUAAUUGUUCCAGCCUUGUUUCACAGUAUAAGAACUGAUAGUUUCCUAUACAGUGAAACAACCACAGAAGUUCUAAAGGUUGAACUGUGGGGAAUACUGCACAUCUGUUCUAUUUCAAAUAAAAUGAAAUCUCUGGCAUUCUGUAAUUCAGCUUGUUAUCUUUUAGUUUUGGAAUGCCAUAUACUGUAAUCUGUGUUCAUUUAGAGUGCAAAUGAUAAAUAAUUUUCUUUAAGGAGAAACUAUACAGGAGGCUUUUGAAGAUUGACUUCAUGCAUUUUCCUUUUUUGUGUAUUCUUGUUCAGAUAGACAGUGAGUGAGUCAUUAUGUAAUUAUUCAUUAUGUAAUUUUCUGGUGUCACAAAAACAAUGCUUUUGUGUUUGUGAAUUUAUUUCACAUUCUUGAAUUUACAUUUACUUUUAAAUAAAAGCAUAAAAUGCAAAUUGAAUCCAAAUUAAACCCUUUGGCAUAAUUGCAAUAAAAUAUUUCUGGUGGUUUUAUUUUAA